CAGAGGGCCCCGGUGAUCGCCAACAUGCCAUUGUCACAUGGAAGUGGUUCUGGAUACUGGUCUUCUGAGAACUGGGAUCCUGACAGCCGAGUCUACACUGGUGCUGACAUCUUCCAAACACACCGCUUGGCAGUGCAGCCUGACAAGGCCGAGCUCGAGGCAAAGUCCGAAGCAUUGAAGGAGCGAGAGUCGCAAGAACCUGUGCAGCCUGGAUUGAGGCGUGGGAGCAGUGCGGCAUAUUGGGGUGCCAUGGAUGAUGACCUGGAUAUGAGCAUGGACCUUGGCAUCGGCAACGUGUCCUUGGCCCGUUCACCACCAGCCGUCGCCAAAAAAGUAUCUUUUGAUGGAGGAUACCAGGGUGUACAGCAGGGUGUACAGGGAUAUGCCCAGGGCGACACAGACACCAAGUCGCUGCGCAGGGGAAGUUCUGACUACUGGACUUCAGGAAACUGGGACAUGGAUCAACGGGAUCAACGGGAUCAACGGAGGCAAUACAUGAAGCCCGACUUGAAUCAUCCAAUGGUUGAAGAGUUGGACACACCCUCAACUCAAAGUGGGUCAGCAAGUGUCAAAUGCCUUCCUCGCAAAGAUAGCAACGCCUACUGGGAUGCAAAUCAAUGGGAUCCUGACGAAAGAAUCUAUGUUGGAGCGGAGGCUGGCCAGACGAAUCAUCUGACAGCUGUGAUCCAAAGUGAUGAUAAGUUGAUUCGUGCAUGGGCUGGAGGCCUCACUUGCAGUGGCCAACCUUCUGGGCCAGUUGAAAUUUUGAAGGCAUUGAAUUCUGCUUCGGAGGUGCCGGAGCUUCGUGAUCUUUACGAAGUUGAGGCAGAAUCUGUUGGUUUUGGGAGUUUCGGCGUUGUGAGAAAAGCAACUCAUCGGGAGACGGGCACCCGCUGUGUGGUGAAAAGUCUCAAGAAGACUCAGUCUGGGCCAAUGUACAAAUCCCAAGUGGAGAAUGGCCUAUUCGACAGCCUCCUGUCAAUGUCUUGGCGUACGCCUCACGAUGGCAUCGUGAAGUAUUUGGACAUGCUCGAAAGCGAGGACCACUACUACGUGGUCAUGGAGAACCUUGGGGGCCCAGAGCUCUUGGAACAGAUGGAGCGGAUUUUCCCUGUCACUGAAGCUCACUGUCAGCAAAUCAUGCGUGAAGUCUUGAUGUCACUGGCCCACAUUCACAACACAGUGGGAAUUUGCCAUCGUGAUAUCAAGCUCGAUAACUUCAGAUACAGAAGCUCGGAGCCUGGAUCUCCGCUCGUCUUGUUGGACUUCGGCUUCCUUGCUCCGUUGAACAAGCCCUGGGAUGGCAAGAAAUGCGGGACACGAAUGUACAUGGCACCGGAAGUGAUUACCGACGCUGUGGAGCAGCAACAUUUGGGCGCGAUAGAUAUGUGGGCUGCUGGAGUGAUGCUGUACACGCUCUUCACUGGCGACUGCCCCGUGCAGCCAGAGCAGAUGCAAACCUUGGCGCCCAAGAGCCCAGCAGCAGAGACCAUCAUGGCCGAGGCCCUGAGGGCAGAACCUUUGAAAUCUAUGUCAACUGAAGCGAGAGAUUUUCUACAACAACUCCUGUGUUUGGAGGCCAGCUCCCGCAUCACAGCAGCAGAUGCCUUGAAGCACCCGUGGUUCUCAUUGCGUCUUGACGGAGCUCCAGUUGUGCCAGCAAGCAAGGGUUCAUACAGAAGAAUGUCAUCCAAGAGCAGCAAGGUGCCUGAAUUACCUGAUCAGUGAGUUCGUUGAGAGUGCUCAGUGACGGCUGUUGCCGCCCAUACCAAUAGUUGAACCGUUUCAACCACAUUGUUUUACCAGGGCAGCACUUUUUAAAAGCCCUGCCAUCUAUGUAGGAUCUAUGAGGUACAGGAUAGCCUCUGGAGCUACGCCUGGUCCAAGCAAAUGAU
Molecule: messenger RNA, 1895 nt
Organism: Cladocopium goreaui
Lineage: Eukaryota; Dinophyceae; Suessiales; Symbiodiniaceae
Source: the annotation of a GenBank genome assembly